Molecule: messenger RNA, 2020 nt
Organism: Cladophialophora immunda
Lineage: Eukaryota; Fungi; Ascomycota; Eurotiomycetes; Chaetothyriales; Herpotrichiellaceae
Exons: 2
Coding region: 70-1518 (482 amino acids)
Source: RefSeq, a predicted model, not a curated record
UUCGUACCCAAUGUGCUUAGUGGUUACGACGUGCCCAUAUCAUUACAGAGAUUUGCCUAUAUCUAGUUGAUGCCCUGUUCUUGUCCUGAAUCAGACAAAAAUCAGACAACACUCCAUCAAGUGUGGCACCAGAUUACAAUGGCAAACCCGUCGCAGCAUCCCAAUUACUACUCAGAACAACAGCCCGUGGACAUGAAUCAUCCAGCUUUUGUAUACCAUCCACAAGAACAACAAUCAAACUAUCCGCCACCUCCCCCUCAGCCGCCGCGACCGAACGAAACCACAGCACCGGGCUACGAUCCUCCGGGUCCUCCACUCCCGCAGAGACCCAAUGCCCAGGGAAACUUUGACGUUGAAGCUCAAACUACCGCUUAUCCGCAACCUCCCGUCUACAACCCGGCCGCGUACGCUUCUGGCCAACAACACCAGCAGUUCCAACCACCGCCCAAGCGCUACAAACAAACAUUUGCCGUUGAUGAUGACCCGUCCAACCUCGUCCACUAUAUCCGCGAUCCUCACAAAUUGAUAGGAUACUUGGUCCCGUUUCCGCGCCCAGUUCUUCCCAAUGUUAAUCCAGAAACCAUCCCGCCCCGGUUUAUGAUCUACACCCCGCCGCCACCUCCACUUCAAAAACCAACUGAAGGCGAAAAGGAAGCCAAGCUCCACAAGGUCCAGCGGAAAUGGCAAGAAGAGGUCCGCUCUGCAAAGACCAGCACCGCCAAAACCGCCAGCUGGAAGGGUGUCAAGUCUAAAGCGACGCGCGGGAUUGAUUGGGCCAUCCACAAGACCACGUCCUCCAACCUGGACUUUCUCGGCCGUAUAUCUCCUGGUCCCCAGCAGGCACAUUCCGAUGACGAGAGAGACCACGAAGGCCCUGAAACGCACAAGACGGUAGCGGUUGAGGAAAUGAUACUCAUUUAUCCACCCACCCUCAACCUCACCGACCAACAGAUGCGCGAGGAAUUCGUCAACACGAUGCUGCGUACAAAAUCCAAGGCGCAGAGAGACACCAUCAUCGCGACCGGCCUUAUGCCAGUGGCGUACGGCAUCGAUAUCCUAGCUACAUUCAUCUGGCCGUUUGGCGGGCUGGGCGAGAUCGAUACGGUCUGGGCAUACGCAAGUUUCCGUGGCGCGAAGACCGCAAGAUCCGUGACAAAGAGGCUGACCAGCUCCACUCAGUUGUCUCCCAACCAUGAAGACGAGUCCAACAAGUUGAAGCUCACAUUCACACACUCCCAGCGUCUCGAAAUCCUUCGCAGAUAUCUCGAUGCAGAAUGCCACAAGGCCGACUCCAAGCUGUUCCCGAACUAUGAGCAUUCUCCCACGGAAAGCGACGUGCUGGAGGCAAUAGGUUGGACUCCCAGUCGUGACACCGAGGAGAAGAAUUGGGAGGAUGAACACUGGGAAAUACAGGAAGUCAAGGAGGAUUUAAAGACGGUAUUCAAGAAAGCAGCGAGUGAGUGGAGAAAGUGGUGCCGACUGCUGGAGAAGAAUCCAGAGAAAGCCAUGAAGAAGUAGGCUUGAGACAUAGAAGCUGAUGCUUCGAAUCAUGUCAUCAUUGAUACCCGUAUACCUCGCGUCGUUGAAAAUCCGAAUAACAUCCUGGGGAGGAAGUUGCUGAACAUUUCUUUUCUUACGACCAGCUCGCGGACUGCGCUGUUUCAGCCCGUGCACAUGAAGUCCAUACUGUUGUGGUGGCUGUGUUAUAUCAAGAGGGAGCCCUCAUUACUCUUGAACAUGAACUUUUGACGCAACAUUUCUGUGGUCAGUAAAGUCAUCUUGCAAGCCUUGCGUCAAUGAUAGUCCAUGUCAAGAGGCAAACCUAGAGGAGUGGAUUUCACAGCCGGAUAGUGUCCCCGGAGUCCAUAGCACUUGUAAUGGUCAAUCAGUGCACAUGGAGUGGGGGUUUAAGCGGUUGUCCAGAAAUAUUUCGGCGACAUAACAUCCAUAUCCUCCUGUAGGAUCAACAGACGUUUCGAGCCGUGAAAACAAUCGCGUGGGUGAGUAAAGCCGUGCAUGG